Molecule: messenger RNA, 4056 nt
Organism: Podarcis lilfordi (Lilford's wall lizard)
Lineage: Eukaryota; Metazoa; Chordata; Lepidosauria; Squamata; Lacertidae
Source: the annotation of a GenBank genome assembly
AUGAAGGCUACUAGGUACAGUAUACAGUACUGUAUUGACAAAGCAGAUGUCCAGCAGAGGGCAGUGGUAUGUAAGUGUAAAGCUAUUUAUUAGCUGGUGCCUUGCUUCAUUCAUAAUAAGUAAUAUAUAGUAGUACUGUUGCAUUGAAUUUCUUUAAUAAGAACUGAAGGCAGCUUUGCACAUGUAUUUAACAUGUUGAUGUUAAUUUUAAAAGAUGUGUAAUGCUUGCAGAUGUAGAAGAAGAAGAAGAAGAGUUUGGAUUUGAUAUCCCGCUUUAUCACUACCCGAAGGAGUCUCAAAGCGGCUAACAUUCUCCUUUCCCUUCCUCCCCCACAACAAACACUCUGUGAGGUGAGUGGGGCUGAGAGACUUCAAAGAAGUGUGACUAGCCCAAGGUCACCCAGCAGCUGCAUGUGGAGGAGCGGAGACGCGAACCCGGUUCACCAGAUUACGAGUCUAUUGCUCUUAACCACUACACCACACUGGCUCUCAACUGGAUAGACAACUGUAUAGACAAAUGUAUAGACAACUGGAUGUUCAAUCAAAGCCAUUCUUAGAAGAAGAUGCUAAUGAAUAUUUUGGAUUGUGAUACAGACUGUUAUAAAGUGUUUGAGGAACUAUAAAACUCAAUGCAUGGUGAAACAGAAAAGCCUGUGCUAACCUCAGAGAACAUUGGUUUCCUCACUCACUCAGGUUACUACUAGAACUUGUGUCAUCAAAAAUAGUUAGGAGAACUCCUCUGAGGCCAAUCCACAGAAAGUAUCUUUUUCUCAAGCUAGCCGGUAAGUGAUAUGUGGCUUUAUGGCUAAACCUGCCAAGUGGCUUUUUCAGAUCAACUUUUCAGAUAUAAGUUUGCAGGGCUACAAGGCAAUCUUCUUUUCAGUGCGGCUAUAUAGCUGGUGAAAUAAGCAGCAGGAAAGUAAGCAACAACUCAAGAUCUACAAGGUUUCAGUCCUAAACACAUGGUAAGUUUGAGUGAAGUAAGUCCGACUGAAUUUGCAGACAUGCAGUUCUAAAUAAACAGGAAUGAAAUCAGGAUACCUGCAAUGAACGUGGAUGGAAAGUUUUUGUAGAUUUUCCCCCCCCUAAUCCUCCUUUACAUUUACUAUUGAAAACAUGGUACUCCUGUAUCACGUUCUGCAAGAAGAGUAAUCUGGCAUCCAGUGCCAAUUUUGUGCUGGCAGAUGCUUGUUUGAUUUCUUUUCUAUGAGUGCCUAGUGGGAAACAUGGAUCACAAAUACAACUGCGUGUGUUGAAACAUUGCAUUCGAAAUAUAUUAGGAUCAACGUAGAAGAGAUACAAAACAGCUACGGUAAAUAUGUAAAAUAUGGGGGGGGGUCCCUUAAAGAUGAUUUAGGUGGUAAAGGGAGAACCACUAGCCUUACUUCAUUUCCUAGCCUUGUGUAACUUCCCUCUACCCAGGGGAGAUGACUUUGUGGAGGCGAUUCCUGCUUGUAGGCUAGCACGCUCAGGCCGGUAUUAUAGUGUAACCCACGCUCAAAACAAUUGCGCCCUCCAAGUGUGACCAGAUGGUGCAAAAUUAGAUGAACUCUUUCCAUUUUUUGUGAUUGCACAGGGGAGGGAAAUUUUGGCAGGCGUGGAGGGGGGGUGAAAAGAAAGCAUGCUCCAUUAAUAAUAAUAAUAAUAAAUUGUAUUUAUACCCCGCCCUCCCCGGCCAAAGCCGGGCUCAGGGCGGCUAACACCAGUUGUGGAACCAGAAAGCAUUUUCCAUUGUGGAACCAUAAUAGAAAUCCUAAUGGGUCCAGGUGCGAAUUGAAGCAACUGGACAAGGUUGCUGGAAGCAUCCAGAUUUCCACACCUCAGAUUUUUCCUGAGAAAUAAUAAUGAUGAUGAUGAUAAUAAUAAUAAUAAUAAACAACAACAAAAUAACAAUAAUAUAAUAUAAUAAUAAUAAUUCAUAAUAAUUUAGAAUAAUAAUAAACUUAUUAUUAUCAUCAUCAUCAUCAUCAUCAACAGCCGUUCUUUGCAAUCCUGUGGACUCCAAAGGAAGCCCCUCACGACGACCGAGCCGAGCUGGGCCCUAGGCCGCCUCCUCCCUCGGAGCCCCCGCGGCCUUUCCUCUCCUCCUCCUCCUGCUCGGAGGUUUCCCUCAGGGAAGGCGGCCAACUGUCAGCAGAGGGAGCUGCAGGCCAGCCGGCGCCAUCUCCGGCUUCUCUCCCGCAGCUCCGGGCUUGGACAGCAGGGAGAGGAAGGAAGAGGCCUGCCUGGGCUGCCGGCCCUCCUCGCCGCGCUCGGCCUCAGCCCGGCUCAACGGCCACGGAUUCGGCCGCUGCGACGAAGCCUCUCCCGGGACCAACUCUCUCUCUCUCUCUCUCUCUCGGCUCGCGGGGGUGGGUGCCUCUCCUAUACUGGGGGGUGGGUUGGGGUAGGGGUUUCAUCCUUAAUGGAGUUUUUAAAAUAUAUUUUUCUCCACAAAAGCUGGAGCCCGGUUCUCUUCCUGGGUGUAAAAUAAACGGCAUUGUGGUGAAAUCUCCGUUGCGUCUAGGGCCAACUGUCAGAAACUUCCAUCGGCUUGGAUUGAUUGAUUGAUUGAUUGAUUGAUUGAUUGACUGACUGACUGACUGACUUACAAAUGUUUUGUUUCCAACAUCUUGUCUCCGCACAGGCUGCGCCCUCGUGGAAUGUAACGUGUGAACGCCCGCAAAUCAGCUGGGGUUAAGGGUUUAGCAUCUUCCCGGGACAAGAUCGAAAGGUAAAGAGUCUCCCGCAGCCACUCCUCUUCCUGUUCACACGCAGCCCUACCGGGGGGGGGGGGAUAUGUGUAGAAGGGAGGGUUGGCUUCACACCUGCUGCCCCUGUUUCUGACCUCCUGGGUGCUUGUUCAGAAGAUCAAAUGAAUGCGUGGAGCUUUGGAGAAGGGAAAGCAGGCGCAUCCCCCCCCCCCCAAAAAAAUCCAUUCACUGUUCAUCCAAAAAGGUUGACAUUAACUUUUUUCUGGUAGGCCAGUGAAUAGAUGAAAAAUGGGAACCCAGCAAAGGCAAGAAUUUCUUAAUCCCAGCACCUCUGGGUGCCUUGUGUUUAUUGUGGGAUAGGUACACUCAUACAUUCUUAUUUAUUUAUUUAUUGCAGCAUCCACACAACACCAUUGACAUCUAAAUGCCAGUCAAUGCAUUCAUCCCUCUCUUAAACUGGAUGUACCCUUUCCAGCAUCUUUUGAUAAGUAAAUAAUAAUAAUAAUAAUAAUAAUAAUAAAAGCAACAAUCCUGUUGCCAAUGUUCCAUUUCAGGCACGGGGUGGGGACUAUAUUCACACUAAAAAAAUAAUACAGUAGUUUAAAAGUGGUGGAAUGAUCCUUAUCGCUCAGUGUCAUCAAAGUUUUAAGAGCUAUCUAUGUGUUUACUUACCAUCCAUGUCACUGCAGGAAUGCUCCCUUUACAAGAAGUGAUCCUGUCUAUGCUUAUCUACCCUUGCAUUUUGGUAGUUCUGGCCUGUUUUUGGUGUAGCUGCACAUUGUUCUUAACAGCACAAUCCUAAGCUUGUUCAGAAGCACCUUUCUGUUAAAUGCGGUUUCCUGCCAGGUAAAGUGAUACAGCAUUGAAGCUAAAGCAAGAAGUCUUGAAUUUCCACCCUCCUUGAUAAGCCCUUGAAGCUGACCCUGUGUAGGUGAAGUGCAGGAUUUGGCAAAAAGCAUCUAAGUGUCUUGACCAGCUGACAGGUUUUCUAUGAAAGCUUUUAGUUGAUACUAAGCAUACUGCUUGACAAUGGCUGGUGUUGCAUAAAUGUUAACUAGCAAAAGACAACAGAAUAACAUGCACCAGAGGAGAUGUUGUGCAGCAAGGGGCCAAAGGCCAGACCUUCAGCCUCCUGAGGAUUGUCAGCUUACCUGUAUAAUUCCUUUUGAACUGCUUGCUUCCUAUAAUAACUGGUGCUGGUUAACGUCCUGAUGCGUCAGGUUAAACAUGAAAAGCAAGUUACCCAAGAUGACUGUAGAUAUUUAGCUAUACUUUCAGUAAGUACUGAGUACUGACUAAACCAGAAUGUGCUCUCCCCCCCCCCACUUCCAGGUCACAUGAUGCUAAUUCCCAACAAUAUUAA